CGUGAGCGCAGCGCCAAACCCAAACCUUUUUACGCAGCCUUCGUCCUGCAGCGUCACCUCUGCACUUCCACACCUGAGCAUCAGCGGCUGCAGCGGCGCUCCUGCUGUCCUCCCGGCCUGAGAUGGAUUGAUCUCCCCCCAGGGAGCCAUGCUUCAUCCCGCUGAUCAUUUAGGAUCGCGGUACCGAGUCCUUGCAGGGAACCUUGCCGUCUUGAAAGGACCAGAUUUCCGCAUUCCCGCAGCCGCCGUGCGCACUGCGGGCGCGGAGCUCAGAUCCAUGAUCUCAACAGAAAAGAAAACCGGUUCCUCCAGCUCUUCUGCCCAUCCUUCGCUGGUCCUUCUUGGUUGUUUUCACCGGCAGAGGCGGACAGACCUGCUGCUGACAGGGUGUCCUCGGCCGGCUUUGGUUCUCCUUUAACGCCUGCUUCAUGUCCCAGGAUGGAGGACUGCUGCCGCUCCUGCUGUCCCUGCCUGAACCGGCUCUGGAACCGGAUCUGGCCAGACAUCCGCUACCCUCCGGUUCCCAAUCUGGUCAUCGCCAACCCGGCGGCCCAUCCGGCAGAGAUCCGCACCAUUUCUGGUGACAUCCGCGCCCCGUCGCCCAAGAAGCGGCCGGUGCAGCUGUACGCGGCGCUCUUCGACUUCCAGGCCCGGAGCGACGACGAGCUGACGGUGAAGGAGGGGGACAAGCUGUCGGUGAUCGAGAAGAGAGGAGACUACGUGCUGGCCAAGAAGCUGACCGGCUCUCCGCAGUCCGGACUCAUCCCGGCCAACUACGUGGCUCUGCUGCAGGACGAGUUCGCCAAACACAAGUGGUACUAUGGGAACAUCAACCGUGUGAAAGCUGAGAAGCUGCUUCUCGCUUCCCAAAACAAAGAUGGAGCGUUCCUGGUCCGCAUCAGUGAGAGUCACAGUGAUGAAUACACAAUAUCUGCCCGAAGUGAGGGGAAAAUAUUCCACUUCAGGAUCCAGCGCUCUGUGAUCGGAGCUUAUUUUAUCUCAGAUAAGAUCUCUUUCGCCACCCUGGGUGAGCUGAUCUCUCACUACCAGAAGAACCCACGCAGCCUGGGAGUGAACUUGAUGGAGCCAUGUGCCCAGCAGCGGAAGCGGAAGCUGCUUUAUUCUGCUUUCUUUCUCCUGUUUUUAGAGGACACAAAGCAGGAUGAGUUUGUGAAGGAGGUUCAGGCGCUGAAGAGCCUCCAUCACCCAAAGCUGAUCCAGCUGCUAGCCAUGUGCUCCAGAGGAGAGCCUGUCUACAUCAUAACUGAACUAAUGAGCAAAGGAAGCCUUAAGUCAUACCUUGCCUCUAAUGAAGGCCAACUUCUGAAAACGGCUCAUCUCAUCUACAUGAGCGGUCAGAUUGCAGACGGUAUGGGCUACUUGGAGGACCGACACAUUGUUCACAGAGACCUGGCUGCCAGAAACAUUCUAGUGGGAGAUGAUCUGGUCUGCAAGGUGGCUGACUUUGGACUGGCUCGGAUAAUCAAGGACAGUGUAUAUACGGCCAGUAGAAGCACAAAGAUCCCAGUGCGGUGGACGGCUCCUGAGGCCGCACUGCACCAACGCUUCUCGGUGAAAUCGGACGUCUGGUCGUUUGGUGUGCUGCUUUACGAGAUGAUGUCACGGGGCAAAAUGCCUUAUGAAGGUAAAAGCAAUAAGGAGGUGCUGGAAAUUUUAACAUCAGGGCAUCGGUUGGGACAACCCAACCGCUGUCCACAGAAUAUUUACCGGAUCAUGUUAGACUGCUGGCAUUCUGAGCCAUCCAAAAGACCCUCGUUCCACGCUCUGCAGAGCCAGCUAGACUCCAUAUAUGAACGGAUUUAUUACAAGACCGUAGAGGUGUAGAAGGAGACGGGGCCUGGCUGGAGAACUAUGAUCUUCCUCUGCUAAAUGCAAGCCCAGAAAAAGGAAACAAAUCUAAGGAAUAAGGAAACAAUAAUGAAUGCUGCUGCUCUUACUGUGUGGUAUCUUAAAAAGGUUUGGAAAAAGACCGGUUUGUCAAAGGAAGAUGAGGACCAAGAAGAACAACAAAAGCUGCCCAACAUGGAUGGAAUGAUGGAGACAGAAAGGAAGAUAAACUUGGAAGGAAACUGAAGGUAUAUCAGAGGCUGAGUAAAAGAAGCUGAAGAGAGGAGUCUUUAAAUAAACUCAUGUCUAAAAAUAAAACUGAAGACUCGAGCCGCUCCUGGACCUGUUUUUAAAUUCUACACUUUUAUAGAUUAUAACUGAAAAUGUCUUUAUGUGCCAUGUUGGAAAUGUUACAGGCUUAUAAGCCAGGGGGGUUAAGUUACCGAUUCACUUCUGUUUUGGUCGCAAAACGUAGUGAAUUUUGAGAUUUGGUGCAAUAUAUGAAUGAAAGCUGGAUGUUAAGACACAUGUAGCUGAUAAGUUUAAUUAGUUUUUCACUUAAACACUUUUCCCUCUAGUGCUGAAUAUCUGGAAGAAAAGGUUGGAUGAUAGUUUGGUUCAGAAGUACCUUUUUAAACUUCUUAAAAGAACAGAUUCUGUUGUAAUGUGGUGCCUCCAAAGGAUGUUGCCUCUCAUUAAAUCAGACAGGAUAACUGAAUUUUACAUCAGUGUCAAGAGUUGUUUUAUAUUAAGAGAGAGGAAAGUCUUUGCAGGAAUAAACUUUAAAGCAAAUCACUAUUCUUCCUCUGUCAAGAGAAUGCAUUCUGGGUAAUCAGUCAAUAUUUUGAGAUUGACUGACAAGCUAAUAGGGUUUUAAAUGUGCGCUUAUUCGUUUUCAAGCUCACAGUAUAUACAAUAGGGUUCACAUUUUUUAAGGAAGCUCAACUUUACAUAUAUAAAUUUAUCUUAGACCUGAAAACCCAUCCAAGAAUAACAUUCUCCUCUUUUGGCUCUCAUGUUGAAUAUCAAAUAUGGCUGCCAAUUGUACACAACUUCACCACCGCUACUGUUGUAUCAGCUAAUGUUUACAUCUAGGGCCAAAAGAAGAUAAUCAUCUUUACAGGGUUAUUUAAUAUGAAAAUAGAUCAACUUCAAUAUGGGAUUCAUGCAAGUCCUACAACUUUUUCACAAUAUGAAAAUAUUUUCUUAUUAUUCAUCAAGACCUACCUAAAUUUAAACGUCUAUAGGUUGUUUUCAAUCAAACCAAGUGAGAUUCAGUAAAGAAUCCCACUGUGAGUCCAGGCCCAAUUACAAUCCAUCCAGUCUGAAUAAAAUCCAUAUUUUCACUUCUCUGUAGCUCAUAAAAUGGCAAUAAGGGAGAACUCUAUAGUUUCAUGGUUGGGGAAUACAGCUCUUUUCAAAUUUAAAUCUGAAAUCUGAUUUAAAAGAGCGAUCUUAGUUUAAUCCAACGUAUAACAUUAUAGAAAAUAGCAUUAUAAUCAAGACAAAGUGUUCUCUACUAGUAAAUUCAAGUAUUCUAAGCUACGAAUAGUCUGUUAAGAAAAUGUAUGAUAUUAUGAUAUAAAUGUAUCAUAUUUUUCAAGAAACUUUAUCAUUUAAAAAAAAAUAUUUUCAAGUUUGAAGCACACAAAGAGCCGUAUAUGCCCUGCCUGACAUUUUAUGAGCUACCGGGCUAAUGGGUAUGCAUUCUUUAUACCUGUCAUUAGAGGAGACUAUUAUAUCAUAAUCAUUAAACCCUUUCUUCUUCUCGCUUUUUGCAGAAGGUGAAUGAUGGUACUGAAAACUUUACUUUGACUGUCAGCCUAGCUUGGCAUAAUAAUUUGGAGCAAAAAGAAGCAGCAAACAUAACGCCGUCUAAUGUUAGAAACCCUUCUUCCAAGGCAUGCAGAGCUCACGCUUGGUGUUUCUAGUGUCAUUUGGGUUACCUCCUUUGAUUUUCUGCUUGUUGGCUUGCAAAACCUUUGUAGCAGUAAUAUCUGAUAACUGUUGCAGCCUUGAUUGGUUGUUUUUCUACAACACUAUGCUAAACUGGGCCCAGAUCAAGUGACCCAUGUCUUCCAUGUGGUACUAGGAUUAUUAUUUAAUUCCUGCUAAAUAUGCACAUAAUGUUUACUGUUACUAAAUUAUUGCUUAUAAGCUAAUGAGCAUGAUGGCUUGCCAGCAUCUUAAUGUGUUCUAUGUUAGCAUGGUAAUUCAUCAUAUAUGUGUUAUUUUUGGUACAUGUAUUGCUGCCCCUUAACACAAUUCGUUAACCUGUUACACUCUGACCCUAAAGCCCAUUUGAUGGUAAACUAACGGACUGAAAUAUCUACUGUUCAGCUAAAUGACUUAUGUUCCAGUCCUGCUUUCAGUACAGACUUAAAAUGUUUUUAUUUUAUUUUAAUUUGUCCACUUCUUUGAGUUUCCUGGCUUCAUGUGGAUCCAUUUUGUCUUGUCGCCAGAGGGUCUUUUAAACAGUUUACCCUUUUUCACAGGGUUGUACUGUAUGGCGGUUUGGCUUCAUGUCACAUAUCUGAAACAUCUUAAAAAGAGCAUUUUUAAAAUGCUUUUUUUGUCAACACAAGAUGCAUUAAAUGGUAAGUAAACCAGCGCUUGAAAAGCCACCGGAGCACAGUGCCAUAUAACCAGGCCUUAAGCUCUUUUAAUGGGCCACACUGAUGUCCAGUUACAACUACAGUGCCUAUGUUUACAGUACAGACUGUACGCAGUUAACCAAUGAUAUACGAACUACGCAAAGGAUAGGAUGGACCUUUGGACAAGAAAGACUAGCAUGGCGGCACAGAAACGUUGUGUUGGGUUAUCUUCAUUUGAAGCACAUGAAACUGUAAUGUUGCAACUUGCAAUGCAAUUUGUGAAUUAACCAAUUUUGGUGUUUUUAUGCAUGAAAUUUGCAGCAGAUGAAGCCAAGUUCAGGAAACUUGAGCCAUAAUCACCAAAUUAUGAGUCAAUGUUUGUAUUUAUGGCUGUUUGUGUUCAGGUACCAAAUACAAAUGAUGCGAAAAAAUAAAGUAU
Cyprinodon variegatus (sheepshead minnow) is the source of this 4881-nucleotide messenger RNA. RefSeq names its product tyrosine-protein kinase Srms-like (gene srms). Bases 439 to 1845 code for a protein of 468 amino acids. NCBI's taxonomy places the organism in Eukaryota, Metazoa, Chordata, Actinopteri, Cyprinodontiformes, Cyprinodontidae. Gene Ontology annotation, cellular component: extrinsic component of cytoplasmic side of plasma membrane. Gene Ontology annotation, biological process: cell surface receptor protein tyrosine kinase signaling pathway; protein phosphorylation; innate immune response. Gene Ontology annotation, molecular function: ATP binding; signaling receptor binding; non-membrane spanning protein tyrosine kinase activity. The record is from RefSeq and is a predicted model, not a curated record. The transcript is spliced from 8 exons.